Cyprinodon tularosa is the source of this 4335-nucleotide messenger RNA. It is a transcript of the gene ttbk1a, whose product is annotated as tau tubulin kinase 1a. Gene Ontology annotation, biological process: peptidyl-serine phosphorylation; signal transduction; peptidyl-tyrosine phosphorylation. Lineage: Eukaryota; Metazoa; Chordata; Actinopteri; Cyprinodontiformes; Cyprinodontidae. The record is from RefSeq and is a predicted model, not a curated record. The transcript has 16 exons. Bases 77 to 3907 code for a protein of 1276 amino acids. Gene Ontology annotation, molecular function: ATP binding; protein serine/threonine kinase activity. Gene Ontology annotation, cellular component: nucleus; cytoplasm.
UGACAAAGGAACAGGAAGGGUUUUUUCCCGCUCAGGAUUUGUUGUAAACCAUCAGGUUUUCCGGGAGCUCAGAACUAUGAUAAAUGGCUCUUUUAAGCUUGGAGCUGCUCGAGUUCUGGCUAGUUGGCAGAUGCAGUGCCUAGUCCCCGGCCUCCAGGACAACGGCAACAUGAACGGGACGUCCGAGCAGGCCGACAUCCUGCCGCCAAACUGUAUGGUUAAGGACCGAUGGAAAGUGCUGAAGAAGAUCGGCGGGGGAGGGUUUGGGGAGAUCUACGAGGCCUUGGACCUGCUAACACGGGAGAACGUGGCGUUGAAGGUGGAGUCGGCCCAGCAGCCCAAGCAGGUUCUGAAGAUGGAGGUGGCUGUUCUCAAGAAGCUGCAGGGUAAAAACCACGUCUGUAAGUUUAUCGGCUGUGGAAGAAAUGACAAAUUUAACUACGUGGUGAUGCAGCUUCAGGGUCGAAACCUGGCCGAUCUACGGAGGAGUCAGCCCAGAGGAACCUUCACCAUGAGCACCACCCUGCGACUCGGCAAGCAGAUCCUGGAGUCCAUCGAAGCCAUCCACUCAGUGGGAUUCCUGCACCGCGACAUUAAACCGUCAAACUUUGCGAUGGGCCGGCUCCCCUCAACCUACAGGAAGUGCUACAUGCUGGACUUUGGUCUGGCGCGUCAGUACACCAACACUUCUGGAGAAGUUCGACCGCCAAGGACUGUGGCAGGUUUCCGAGGGACGGUCCGCUAUGCUUCAGUUAACGCCCAUAAGAACAAGGAAAUGGGUCGCCAUGACGACCUGUGGUCCUUGUUUUACAUGCUGGUGGAGUUCGCUGUUGGCCAGCUACCGUGGAGAAAAAUCAAAGACAAGGAACAAGUAGGUCAGAUUAAAGAGCGUUACGACCACCGGAUGCUGCUCAAACACAUGCCUUCAGAAUUCAAUAUUUUCCUGGAUCACGUCCAGGCCUUGGAUUAUUACACCAAACCAGACUACCAGCUGUUGAUGUCAGUAUUUGAGAACAGCAUGAAGGAGCGAAUCAUAACGGAGAAUGAGCCCUUCGAUUGGGAAAAGGGAGGAGGCGACGCUACGCUCUCGACCAGUGCCUCCACUCAACCACAGCACAAUACCCGACCCACCGCCGCCAUAGUGGGAGCAAUUGUGACGCCGGUUCCUGGAGACCCUCAGAGAGAAAACACCGAAGACGGCCUGCGCGAUGAACAUUUCAGCGAUCAGGAGAACGCUCCUCCCCCGCCACCGAGCCGGCCGCCGCCAGAGACGGCUACGCAGCCGAACGCCAGGGAGCCUGGGGAGGCCUGGGAGGACACAGACUUUAACCGCAACAGACUCAGGAUCAGUCUUAACAAGGGGCCUGAGGAAGAUGAGGCGGGUCGAGCGGCAGGUCCUGUGUCGCCAGUUCGAGGGGGGGGCCCUGAGUCGCCGACAGGUCAGGGUCGGUCUUUACGAUAUCGUCGGGUCAAUAGCCCCGAAUCUGACCGCCUGUCUGCUGCUGAAGGCAGAGUGGAUGGCUACGGACAGAGAUCCAGGAUGGACAUGCUGGGAUCUCCCUCUCGUCAUGUUUACUCCUCUCAACCAGCUCAGAUGCUCUCCGUCGACCCGGGUUGCCGUGGCGACCGUCAGGCCAGCGGACGCCAAGAGGUGUCGGUGGCGUCUGUUGACCAGGAGGCGCACAGCAACGCUUUCAUACGGUCUGUCCCGCUGGCCGAGGAGGAGGACUUUGACAGCAAAGAGUGGGUGAUCAUCGACAAAGAGGCCGAGCUGCGGGAUUUCCAUCCCACUACGUCAGGAACCACUGAUGAGGAGCCCGAGGAGCUCCGCCCCCUGGAGGAGCAGGAGGAGAGGAGGCGGCUGAGGGCUGGAGGAGGGGAGCUGGUGGUUCGGCCCAAAACUCACACCCGCGACAGCAGCCGCGGGAUGCUAACGCUAACGGAAGAAGAGGCAUCGAGGAGAAGCGGCGGGAGCCCCGCACAGUCGCCCUGUCACUCACUGCCGUCGGGACGCCCACGCAGGAGAGAGUCAGAGCCGACCGGACCUCAGAGACCGGUGUUGUCACCUACAGAGCAGAGCGUCCCGUCGCCAUCCUCUCCUGACUAUCGAACAAAGGGUCAAGGCGAUGAGAUGGAGCACUUCCACAUCCUUCCUCAGCUGCAGGCUAAGAGGGCAGACUUCCUCACUGUCAUGUUGACGGGUACUUUGCCUCAGCGUAGGAGCUUUGCCACGCCGGACGAAGAGGUCCAGGAACCUCUUGGGCCGAAGGACGAUGACGUAACUAAAAGCGAUUCCAACAGCGAGGCCAGUCAGAAAAGCACUGAACGCAGCCAGGAUGCUGCACCCUCGACGCUCAUGGCGGAGGACCAGAGAGGACAGAAGGAGCACGCGUCGGCCGCUGAUGCAGAUCCGGACCUGGAGGACGCGUCAAAGACUCUUGUUCUGUUUUCACCUGGAGACACUCGCAAGUCCCCCUGUGGUGGGGAACAUGUUCUCGAGGGGGAAUUGGGGACACCCUCCGGUCUAAAUUCUCGUAAUGACCGCCUACUGACAGGGGAGGGGAUUCAGCCUGAACUCUCUGAAACUGGCCGCCUGUCUCCAGCCCUCAGGUCAGAACUGAGACCCUCGACUCCCAUUGCUCCCGGAUCACCUCCCUUCACCAAAGUUGAGCGCACUUUCAUUCAUAUUGCAGAGACAUCACACCUCAAUAUUAUGUCUUCCAACGGUCACUCCGCAAAAGAAACUGACCUGGGAGACUUUGCUCUCACGAGGGAAUUGGCUGCAGAGGUUGAAACCCAUGAGCGGAGGGAUGCACCACUGCCCAAAGAGGCUGCAGAGGAGCCUGAGCCAGACAAAUCCAGUACAGAAGAUAAGCAACCAAAAACUGAAAAUGGUCCGUCAGCCAUCUUCGCCAUGUCUUUGGAGCCUGCCUCUAAAGACUCCUCACCGGUUUACGAUCAAAAGGAUCAACCCCAUGAAGCUACGAAACAACUUCCCUCCAGUGAGGACGGUUUAACGCUUCAGGCUGCUGGAGCAGAGCUGCCGGCUGGUACUAAGCCCAAAAUCCGAAGCAGAAUCCCCAUUCUUAUCUCUGAAGAGGAUUCGGGCUCAGAACAGUCCUCUUCCUUUUCGGCUCGAGCUCGGCUUCAGCAGCGGGCGAGACAGCUCGACCUGGCUCGCUUGCUGGUUCAGAAGCAACAGGGUCGCUGGAUGAGGAGGCGGAUGCUGUCCGGGACUUCGUCAUCCUUGUCCUCUGGAGACGACGAGCGCCUGAGAGUUUCUGAGACUUUAUCCAUGACGGGCUCAGAGGAGGACAUGCAUACCUCGGACGAAUCCAGAAGGAGCUCCCGUCUCAAACCCACAGAAGAACAAGGGUCCAAAGAGUGCAGGAGCAGAAUCCCUAGACCCGUCACUCCCGUAAAAAGACCUUCUGGGGGUUUCGGCGUCGCUGCUUCUCCUCUCUCCUUGCCAGACUCCAAAAAUACAAAAGCGGUUUCUUCCGUCAUAAAUGGAAAUCAGAAAGCUGCUCAGCCCCCCCAAAGGAAACCUAAGCCUGUCUCAUCUAGGUCCUCCUCCUCAUGCCCUCGCCCGUCCGCUGCGAGCGGCAGCCCCCGGAUGCCCCUUCGCACCCUGCUGGGCGGCCGCCGUAGCCUUAGCUCCACCCACUGCAGGACUGACAGCCCCUCCCCUCAGAGGACGUGCCCGUCCAGGCAGCCCCUUUCAGUUCGGUCCCCUACCGUCCCCAUGCUGCCACCUAGGACUACAACAGCUAUGCGUCGCAGCGCCUCCCAGGAAGCCACAGCGCAGACCUCCGUAGCCGCUGGCCCUGCCAGGACCAGGCCCAAACCUGCCGCUGGGGCUAAGCUUAAAGCCAAUGCCAGGGAUAAGGUGGUGCCUGCUAGAUAAUACAGAGGAACUCUAGAGCUGAGACCUUUUUGGUGUAUUUUCAGUCUUUAGAACAGCUAAGCCUCAAAGGUGAUCACCAGAGAGACUGUGAUAUUACAAUAACCUCUAAUUCAUUUAAUGGAAACUUUUUUCUUUUCUUUUGAAGGACAUCUAACUGAACUAUAUUUGGGCUUCCAGUCUCCUGACUGACUGUUGUACAGGAGUGUUGCUGCCAUGGUGCUAUGGAUGCGUCUGCUGCUCCCUGGUUGAUCCCUGAUUUAACUUCCUCCUCCAGCUGAGAGUCAUGGCUCCCAUUUUCAGAUACGAUCACAUAACACCGAACCCCCGGCUUCCUGCAGCUAUGCUAGUCUUCUGUCGACAAUACUCUGCUUGGUUCACAUUGCAUGAUAAUGUAUACCAUAAAUGCAUUGAAUCUGUAAGGGGGAAGC